This is a messenger RNA of Nothobranchius furzeri (turquoise killifish), 2240 nucleotides long. RefSeq names its product RAD21 cohesin complex component like 1 (gene rad21l1). Gene Ontology annotation, biological process: sister chromatid cohesion; replication-born double-strand break repair via sister chromatid exchange. Gene Ontology annotation, cellular component: meiotic cohesin complex. Gene Ontology annotation, molecular function: chromatin binding; protein binding. NCBI's taxonomy places the organism in Eukaryota, Metazoa, Chordata, Actinopteri, Cyprinodontiformes, Nothobranchiidae. The record is from RefSeq and is a predicted model, not a curated record.
GCUCUGGACGUGGUUGCUUGGUAACCGCGUACGGCUCGCGACCGGUGCUCGCGACAUUUGUGUUGAAAGGCGGGACAUUUAACUAUUUUCUUCUUUUCUGGGCAUCCACAUAGAUUUCGACCUAUUACUAACAGGUGGGACGAAUCUUGUGAAAAUGGUGUUCUACACUCAACUCUUCACAUCCAACCGAGGACCCUUGUCUAAAAUCUGGUUGGCAGCACACUGGGAGCGGAAACUCACCAAGGCUCAUGUGUUUGAAUGCAACUUGGAAACAACCAUCAGAAAUGUCAAAGACAUCAUGUUUCCAAAGAUGAAAACAGGUUUGAGGACGUUUGGUCAUCUGCUGAUUGGUGUGGUCAGAAUCUACUCCAAGAAGACAAAGUAUCUUUAUGAAGACUGCAGCGAUGCCCACGUUAAAAUUAAAAUGGCAUUCAGGCCAGGUCAAACGGACUUGCCUGAGGAAGGGCUGGAGGCCAAACUAAAAGCAAUUACUUUGGUUGAAGACUUUACUGCAUUUGAUACUCAGCUCCCACUCUCCAGUGACAUGGAUGUUGUGGGCGACGCGUUACUGAACCAGUGUCGACCAGAGGAGAUCACCCUGAAGGAGGAUUUCAGAAAUGACUUUUUGAUCGUUAAAAUCGAUAAGACCCCGAGCCAGUCAGUCUCGCUGCUGGACAGAACCUUGGACAGCCUCACCCAACACGGUGACACAUUUGGGGAUGAGGAUCGUGGACUCGACUUUCUUGACUUCCUGACAGAUGGCAGCGAUCGUUUUGGGCUCCUAAACAGCAUCCUGGAUGAGCCACUUGACGAGAACCAAGAGAGCUCCACACCAAAUGAUCCUCAACAUGAAAGAGCUGAUGUUAUGGUAGAUCCUAUGGAGGUCAAUGCCCCCGCUCUGAAGACCCCCCUGCUCUCCGGUGUGGAGACGGCUUUUGUUCUGGAGCCCGUGGCCAUCACUCCAAACUCUGACAGGAAGAAGGGGAAGAGAAAGCGUAAGCUGGUGGUAGACCAGACCAAAGAGCUGAGCAGUGGGUCCAUCAGAGAUCAGCUCUCUGAUUAUUCAGAACUGAUUGGUCAGUUUGACAUGGCCCCACCCACAGAAAAGAUCAUGCAGUGUUUGGAGGGAGGAGGAGCUGACAGACUCUUUUCACAGCCGGGUUCCACUCCGGUGAAUCCACAAAUAAAGGAGCUGUUUGCCACAAGCGUCUUUAAGCUCAGACAUUUCAGUGUGACAGAGGAGGUUGAGGAAAUGCGUCAAGAUGGACAAGAAGUCUCCUCCUAUAAAGGUCAGAGGGACGUCAUCACAGGCAACAUCAGUGUCACACACUCUCUGGCCGAUGCUGAGGAAACACACUGCACCGAGCUGACGGCCCUCGAUCACGUGAAUGACAACCAGGAAACUAAUUCAGAGAUCCAACAGGAUGAGAACAACUCAGAGACCGGGUAUCCUGAGCUCCUAUCAGAGGACUCCAUGUUUGUCCAUCCAUCCCACAUGGAACUUGACUCGGCUUCCCUCCACACUCAGUCUCUGCUGGACAGCCAGGACUUAGAGGAGAAGAGGAGCACCAGGAGAGUGCUGAAGCUUCUGAGAGCUUUAAAACAGGGGCAGAGCAGCAGAGACCCCAUAUUCAGCGUGCAGGCUUUCUGUGAAGGAAACAACCGCUCACAGGCUGCAAAUACCUUCUUCUGCUUCCUGGUUCUGACUAAACAACAAGCCAUCCAGCUGCACCAGAGCGCUCCGUAUCAGGACAUCAGUGUGACACCAGGACCCAGAUUCUAUCAGUAAUUUUUACACGGUUCUGGUGGGCCUGUCUCGUGCAGAGGGACCGCACUUCUGAGUUUAAUGUGCAGAAAACUCCAUUCAGUCUUUUUGUAUUGAAAGUUUUCAGUUCACUGCUUUUUCACUUUAAGAGACAGCUAAACAGAUUCAUUUUAUUCCUGAAAAUGUCAACAUAAAAAAAAUCCUGAGUAAUAUUUAUAAACGUAAUAUUUUAAUAAACGCUAUCCUUGAGUGUAUUUAUAUUUAUACGACAGGUCGUGGUGUGCUGUAGCUGCUGUUAGUCCUAACGUUCCUGCAAGCUGUUUUUACAUGUUUGUUAUUUGUUCUAAAUACUUAAGCGGCUCCGUCCCAGGAGGUCCGUCCUCAAACCUCCACUUGACUUCAUCUGAGGAACAACACAGAUUAACACAAGCUUUUACAUACACAGUUACAAUAAACUGGCUUUGGUGUGAAACGA